AAUGAUUAACGCUGUUCCGGGGUUGGGAAUGGGAGCGACUUCUGACUGGAAAUCACCUGUGGAUUGCUGCAGGGAUGUCUGCCGAAGUGGACAGCCGUGCCUCGGAGUCCCCUUGUCAGGGCAAUGAUGUGUCGUCGUCACCGAGAGCCUCUGGGCCGCAGGAUCAGGAUGACCGCUACAACAUGUCUGGAGUAAGGAAGGCCUUCAUCAUCUGCGUCACAGAGGAGAGACCAGGGGCCACAACAGAUGUGAAUAAUCUUCAGAAAUCUUUGCAAAGCUUGGGUUUCGAGGUGUCUGAGUGUAUCAACCCGACUAGUGAGGAAAUCUUCUCCUCCCUGGAGGAGUACCGAGACAGCAUUAAGGAUGAAGUCUGCUGCUCCUUCGUGUUCAUUCUGGCGCACGGGUCCGAGGGCAAGGUUAGGGGUCGUGACGGUGAAGAGGCUGACCUUGAGGAGAUCUUCGACAUGUUCAACAACGAGGAGUGUCUUCAUCUGCAGCAGAAACCCAAGGUGUUCGUCAUCCAAGCCUGCCGAGGAGAUAAAAAAGACCGUGGUGCUGUUUCAGCCGGCUUCCGCGCUUUGUCUGAGAAACUCCCGAUGGUUUCGGACACCUUUGUCGUGUAUCCCUCACGACCAGGUUACGUGGCCUAUCGGCACACAGACCAGGGAUCAUACAUGAUCACAUUCAUGACGGAGGUCUUCAAAAGCCACGGGAACCAGGAGCAUCUGUAUGACCUGUUCGUCAGGGUGAACCGACGGAUGGUGAGCAGAGAUUAUCAAGAUGAAGGACACAAGACCACUGUGGUGAUGGAAUCGACCCUGACCAAGGCCGUCUACCUCAAACCCACCUGAUGCUGAAGAUUGAGGCACUCUGCCCAACCCCCUACCCUAUUCCUCCUCCCCUCCCUCUCUCCCCACCCCUUCUACCCUCUCCUCUCCCCUUCUGCCCUCUUCAUUCAUCCACUCUCCACCCCCUCCCACGCUCUCCCCCUUUGCCCCCUCUCCUCUCCCCUGCCCCUCCCCCUCCCUUCCACAGAACACACUUCCUCAGACUCACUUCUGCUCACUCCAGUUUCGUUGUGAGAGCUCGGGCCCCUGCGGAGUUUAUCGAUUUGGGUGGACGUCCUGCAGCCCUUCAGCAUUGAAUAAUAAUGGUGAUGAGCAAUAAAUCAGAA
Molecule: messenger RNA, 1174 nt
Organism: Hypanus sabinus (Atlantic stingray)
Lineage: Eukaryota; Metazoa; Chordata; Chondrichthyes; Myliobatiformes; Dasyatidae
Product: caspase-14-like
Exons: 7
Coding region: 75-851 (258 amino acids)
Biological process (GO): proteolysis
Molecular function (GO): cysteine-type endopeptidase activity
Source: RefSeq, a predicted model, not a curated record